Archocentrus centrarchus (flier cichlid) is the source of this 1582-nucleotide messenger RNA. It is a transcript of the gene kcne4, whose product is annotated as potassium voltage-gated channel, Isk-related family, member 4. Gene Ontology annotation, biological process: negative regulation of delayed rectifier potassium channel activity; regulation of ventricular cardiac muscle cell membrane repolarization; membrane repolarization during action potential. Bases 46 to 642 code for a protein of 198 amino acids. Gene Ontology annotation, cellular component: voltage-gated potassium channel complex; membrane. NCBI's taxonomy places the organism in Eukaryota, Metazoa, Chordata, Actinopteri, Cichliformes, Cichlidae. The record is from RefSeq and is a predicted model, not a curated record. Gene Ontology annotation, molecular function: potassium channel regulator activity; voltage-gated potassium channel activity involved in ventricular cardiac muscle cell action potential repolarization; delayed rectifier potassium channel activity. The transcript has 2 exons.
AAACUCCAAAAGAGCUGCAAGACGACACAAGUGGUGAAGGCCCACAUGAGACAUAGCGCUUCAGUUUGGUCCCCCACUCAAAAGCUGCUUUUAAACAUGGAGCACUUGGAAAACUCGACAGCUUCCCCCAAACCCCACUUCCCGCACACGCAGAUCAACGAGGAAUCCCAUGAAGACAAAAGCGACGGGAACACGUACCUGUACAUAUUAAUAGUCAUGUCUUUCUACGGAGUCUUCCUCUGUGGUAUAAUGCUGGGCUACUUCCGCUCCAAGAGGAGGGAGAAGAGGAGGGUCAACAUAUUCACGCGGCUGGUGCACGAGGAAGAACAGCGGGAGUGGGGUGCCUUGCCCAAGAAGUACAGCCUCAGCUGCCCCGCCGCGGCCUCGGGACUACGCUCGGUACAGGUGUCUCUGCCUUUCUAUAAUAACCACGGCAGCUAUUUUGGGAAUCUCCAUUAUGAGAGCGCGCUGCCUUCUCCGCUGGCCUGCGUGCUGUGCACGGAGCAGAGCAGCAUCAGCUCCUUGUGCUCCUCCGCGGACACGCGCCUCACCAUAGAGGAGGAGUCCGACAGCGGAACGGCGGAGGGACCGGAGGAGAGCGUUAAGGCAGGGUCCGAGAACAGCGGGGAUGAUUCAGGCUGAACUUUGCCCCCCAGAAGACGAGAAACAUCACCAAGAUCAGGAAGUCCUCUGGCGUCUUACUAUCAAAGAGCCCAACAUCAACAUCCAAGCCAACAUUAUCUAUGAUAUGAUAUCCAUGAAAGGGCUGGGAACUGUCAAAGAAGCCUGAGUGUUUAAGAUGCUGCUCUCAGGCCACUUAGAGGGGGCAUUUUUGUUUGAUGUGUCAUGGUUAUGACCGAGUGCCCAGCAGCAGCAUGAAACCACAGAUAGACACCAGGUUAGACCACAUAUUUAAAUAUGUAUCCCUGCUUUUAUUUAAAAUGGCAAUAUGAGAUGCAUAUGUCAUUUUACAUGUUAUAUGCUGGAAUAACUUCCAGGUGAAUUCUGUUCAUGUUAAACUCAGAUAUGCUUAGUAGAAGUCAAUCAGAUUUUACGUACUUAUUUACCAUUAUACUAUAUGAUUUCACUGUAUUGAUGAUUUUUUUUUUUUUUUUUUUUACCUCAUUCUGUGGUGACCCCUCCCUGCUGGAGCUCUCCCCCCACACCCACCCCCUCCUGACGCCACACUGAGCACCACUGCGCUGGUUUGGGCUGAUGACUCACCCUGCUGCAGGAGCAGGAGUGGAAGACAGAGGGGUUUUUUUUUUUUUUUUUUUUUCCUCUUUUUUGGAAGAUUUUUGGUCUGAAGCUGAACUUGACUCUUUCUGGCCCACCCGGCCUUUAGUUUUUAGUUUAGUUUUUUUUUUUUUUUUUAAAUCCUGGAACCCACUUGAAAAAUGGUGUAAACUCUAAUGUAACUGUAGAUUUGUACACACACACACACACACACACAUCGGUGAGUUAGGUUUACUUGAUGGAACCACUGCACUGUACAUAUGUUUGUAUUUGUCACACUGUAAGGCUUAAUUUAAAGUAGAAUCUCUGUAGCGGUGCAGAAAGAAUAAAUGCUUUUGAACUGAAA